AUAACGUUUAAAGUUGAGAUGGUGCUCGUCAUGAACUAACAUGUAACUUGACUGUCGCUCAACAGUAUGCUACGGCUUCAGAAGCGGCUGUCAGCCAGCGUGCUGCGCUGUGGAAAGAAGAAGGUCUGGCUGGACCCCAACGAAACAAACGAGAUCGCAAACGCAAACUCAAGGCAGCAGAUCCGCAAGUUGAUUAAGGAUGGCUUGAUCAUCCGCAAACCGGUAGCGGUGCACUCGCGUGCACGCUGCCGCAAGAACCUGGAGGCGCGGCGCAAGGGUCGGCACAUGGGCUACGGUAAGCGCAAGGGUACAGCCAACGCCCGUAUGCCAGAGAAGCUGGUGUGGAUGCGGCGCAUGCGGAUUCUGCGCCGUCUCCUGCGCAAGUACCGUGAGGCCAAGAAGAUCGAUCGCCACAUGUACCACAAUCUGUACCUGAAAGUGAAAGGUAAUGUGUUCAAGAACAAGCGCAUUCUGAUGGAGCACAUCCACAAGAUGAAGGCUGACAAGGCCCGCAAGAAGGUCCUCGCUGACCAGGCAGAGGCUCAUCGCUCCAAGACAAAGGAAGCACGCAAGCGCCGUGAGGAGCGCCUCCUGGCCAAGAAGGAGGAGGAGAGCUCCAAGAAGUGA
Messenger RNA from Lethenteron reissneri (Far Eastern brook lamprey), 627 nucleotides. Its product is annotated as large ribosomal subunit protein eL19-like. Gene Ontology annotation, biological process: translation. The record is from RefSeq and is a predicted model, not a curated record. Gene Ontology annotation, molecular function: structural constituent of ribosome; RNA binding. Gene Ontology annotation, cellular component: cytosolic large ribosomal subunit; ribosome. NCBI's taxonomy places the organism in Eukaryota, Metazoa, Chordata, Hyperoartia, Petromyzontiformes, Petromyzontidae.